Rotaria socialis is the source of this 3021-nucleotide messenger RNA. The record is from the annotation of a GenBank genome assembly. Lineage: Eukaryota; Metazoa; Rotifera; Eurotatoria; Philodinida; Philodinidae.
AUGUAUAGUGGCCAAUCAAUUAAUUUUCGAGAAGAUUGCUACAACAAUAAUGAUCAAUAUGGAUUUUUUAUUAAGUCAACUAAGCGAUUUUUACGUAAUCAAUCCAUACCAUUUCUUUCGUCGUGGAAGAUAUUUGUAAAUCAGUUAGGCCCAUUUUGGCCGACAGAAUAUCCUAUAAAAUAUCCAACGCUUUUACAUUUAUCUCGAACAUCAAAGAAAACAAACUCAAAAGAAUAUUAUCAUUUUUUAGAAACAAAUAAUAAUCGACAAACUUAUGAUAAUCAACCAGCUAUAUCGAAAUAUAAAGAUAUAUUAAAACAUCCUGUUAUUGUUUAUGAUAUGGAUAGAUCACUUCGAAAUCAACUAAUAAAACAAUGCGACAAUGAUCAACAAUGUCCUCAAUUAAUAUUUGAAUCACGAUUUGAAGGUGGAAACUUGCGGCAAGUAAGACGUGUAGGGCAAUUUGAAUAUGAACUUGUUCUUCGAACCGAUCUUUACACUCGAAGACACACACAAUGGUAUUAUUUUCGUGCACAAAAUAUGAUUGCAAAUGUAACCUAUCGGUUUCGAAUUAUUAAUCUAAUGAAAAAAAGUAGUUUAUAUAAUGAUGGCAUGCAAAUUCUUCUAUUCUCUGAAGUUGAUGCAAAAAGAGAAUGCCGCAGUUGGUAUCGUGUCGGUCAUCAUAUUAGUUAUUCCGAAUACAAACAACGUACACACAAUCCAUUACUCGAACGAGAUAUUAAUUAUUAUGAACUUGAUUUUCAAUUUGAAUUUCCACAUUCUGGUGAUACAUGUUACAUAGCUCACUGUUAUCCGUAUACAUUCACAGAUCUAAAAGAUGAUUUAGAAUAUUUAUCAACGAUACGGCCACGUGAAAUAUUUCGUCGAGAUAUAUUAUGUGAAUCACAAGCAGGAAAUUCGUGUUUUAUAAUCACUGUGACAGAUGAAUCUGUACCACUACAUAAAAAGAAAUUUGUUAUUUUAACUGCCCGAAUACAUCCAGGUGAAACGAAUUCAAGUUAUAUGAUGCGCGGUCUACUUGAAUUUAUAACAUCGAAUGAUAAAAUUGCUCAAAAAUUACGAUCUGAAUUAGUUUUUAAAAUUGUACCUAUGAUGAAUCCAGAUGGCGUCAUUGUUGGUAAUUAUCGAUGUUCAUUAACAGGAAAAGAUAUGAAUCGUAAUUUUCGUCAUCCACGCAAACAAACAUUUCCAAUUAUUUAUCAUAUCAGAGAAUUAAUACAAAAUCUACAAAGACAACGCAGAGAAAUUUUGGUUUUUUGUGAUCUUCAUGGUCAUAGUCGAAAAUCAAAUGUAUUUGCAUACGGUUGCGAUGGAUGUGAUGGGCCACAACCAGAUAUGAAGAAAUUUCUAUAUGCUCGAGUUUUACCAUUUAUUAUGUCGAGAACGGCUCCCGAUAUGUUUGCGUUUGAUUAUUGUAAAUUUCAUGUACAUCGAUGUAAAGAAUCAACUGGUCGUGUUGUUAUGUGGAAAGAAAUGUUAAUUAAAAACAGUUUUACAUUGGAAGCAUCAUUUGCUGGAUCGAGUAUUCUAGAAAAGCCAUGCCAUUUUAAUAUACAAGAUUAUGAAAAAUUUGGAGAAUCCAUUUGCAAAUCAUUGAAACAAUAUUUAGACGUUUUAUAUGAUUCAACACGAUUAGAAUCAAUAUUUAUGGAUAUAACAAAAACUGUUCUUCUCAGAUUAGAUAGACAUAGAAUUCCACGCCAACUAUUAUCUUAUCUCUAUCCUGACGAACAAAAAAACGAGGAAUUUACAGUAUCAAUGGAUUCUGUUUCGAAUUGUUUAGAAAUCUUAACACAAUUUCAUGAAACAAUUAAUGAACAAGAUGAUUCAAGCUCAAGCGAUUCUGACAGCGAUCCCGAAGGUGGUGAACUAUCUGAUGUAGCCUAUCCGAAAGAGAGACAAACAGUAAAGAAAAAAUCAAAGAAAAAACGAUCCGAUAAACCGAUUGAAGAAAUCAGUCAAAAAUUAAAUCGCAAACGUCAGACUAAACGUUCAAAAUCUAUAAAAUCAUCAUUUAAAUUGGCAAAAGAUGAAUUUAAUAAUCAAAAUCAAACACGUGUAUCGUAUCCGUUUACAUCAGAUAUUGAUAUUAAUUCACAAUUAAAACUUACACUAGCUACUGAUCAGAUGGAUCAAACAGUUCAGAUGUUACCUGAACGAGGUACUUUGUUUAAAAGCAAAUAUGCAAGACGAAAUGGACAUGGAUUACCAAUUUUUACAACGGAACGAGCUUUAGAGAGAAAAUAUCAGAAAAGAAGCGAUUCUGCUCUACAAAAUGCCAAUAAUGAUCAACAACCGACCGACGAAUAUGAUACAAAUAUUCGCAAUACAGGUGUCUUUUUUAUAAAAAGUCAUUGUUCUCAAAUUGAUACUCCAACAAUUAAUAAUCAAAAUAUAAAUGUAAAACAAGUAACAUCACAUGUGCCUUCACCUCGUAAUGAAUUAUCUCAUUUAUCAUGUGAUCAAAUAAUGAACAAUUCACGUACAUCACCAUCGACAACGGUUCAAAAUUCAUCACAAAAACGAUUACAAAAUACUCAUCGGUUUCAACAACAAACUAAUAAUAAAUUCUUAAAUAGAUUUGAAUUUGAUCAAACAAAUAAUAUUUCACCAGCAAUCAUAACGAUGCCAAAUUUAAUGGAAUUUACACGACGUCUGAGUUGUUCAUCAUCCAUUCAUGAUAAUGAUAUGACAACGAUGGAUACACAAAUUAAUACAACAAACAAAUUUUCCUCGGUACCAAAACAUGAAACACCUAUUUUACAUAGAAAAAUGUUUAUAGUUACUCCUAAUAAGAAUCUACAACGAACAUUUUCACAAAAAAUAAACAAUUGUCUUGUUAAACAACCAAAAACUUCAUUAGAUUAUUUCAUUAAAGAACGAUCAAUCAGCAAUCUACAAGAAAAUAAUAAUCACACACAAUUGAAUACAACUGAAAGCUUUACUCAAAAUCUUAAAAAACAAUUUUAUAUUCCAUUUGAGACAAAUAAAAGAUCAUAA